AUGAAAUAUAUCUUAAUUAUUGCUCUUUUGGUUUUAACAAUCACCGCAAGAUAAGUCCACAAGAAUGAAGAUGAUGCAUUAACUAAAUGCAUGGCUAAGAAUUGCAGAAAACAAGCAAUUGCUUGUGCAAAAGCAAAAGGAUGUUCAGACAACCUUUAAAACUGUGCUAAUGGACUUGACUAAGAUUAGGACUUGGAAAAAGUACAUAUAUAACUUAAAUUUGUUAGUUUGAUACAUGUUUAUAAAAAGUACCAUAGUCUUAUUCAUUGAUGGAAUGCAUUCUUGAUAACUGCGCUGAAGUAGAAAGAAAAAGUUUUGCUAUCGAGUCAAUUUUGAAAAGAAUGAAUUGAU
Molecule: messenger RNA, 351 nt
Organism: Paramecium pentaurelia
Lineage: Eukaryota; Ciliophora; Oligohymenophorea; Peniculida; Parameciidae
Source: the annotation of a GenBank genome assembly